Molecule: messenger RNA, 456 nt
Organism: Ichthyophthirius multifiliis
Lineage: Eukaryota; Ciliophora; Oligohymenophorea; Hymenostomatida
Product: lipase family protein, putative
Exons: 1
Biological process (GO): lipid metabolic process
Source: RefSeq, a predicted model, not a curated record
AUGGCUUUUCGAGGAACUAAAAAUGUUUAAAAUUGGAUUAAUAAUAUAAGAAUAAAUCGCAAAUGUUAUAAACACUGUACAGGUUGUAAAGUCCAUAAAGGCUUUUAUGUUGGAUUAUAGAGUGUCUUAAAUUAAUCUAUUGAAUGUAUAACAAAUCUCACUUAAAAAUAUCCUACAGCUAAUGUUUAUAUUAUUGGACAUUCUUACGGAGGAGCGUUAGCUACUUUAUUUGCAUUCGAAUUGGCAUUUUUAAAUUUAGUUAAUAAUAGAGGUAUGAUUUAUCAUUAUACUUAUGGAUCACCUAGAGUUGGAAACGAUAUUUUUAAUAAAAUUUCGAUAACCUUGUAAAAAAUAGCUAUAGAACUGUAAAUAAGAAUGAUAUUGUACCUCAUGUUCCUUCUUCUAUUGCAGGUAUGUAUAGACAUGUAGGAACAGAGGCUUGGAUUUAAAAGAUGA